ACCGACGAACAUGGGGAACUGCCAGGCGGCGGACGCGGCGGCCGUGGUGAUCCAGCACCCGGGCGACGGCAAGGUCGAGCGCCUCCACUGGCCGGCCACCGCGGCGGACGUCAUGCGCAGGAACCCCGGCCACUACGUCGCCCUCGUUGUCCUACAUCAGGUCUCUGGCGGCGGCGUUGGCGUCAACCCCGCCGUACCCGGAGAAGGAAGUGCCAGGAUAACCAAGGUGAAGCUCCUCAAGCCCCGGGACACGCUCCACCUCGGCCAGGUCUACCGCCUCAUCACCUCCCAAGGGAAUUUCAUUGAACGAUGCAACCAUUAA
This is a messenger RNA of Triticum dicoccoides, 322 nucleotides long. RefSeq lists its product as uncharacterized. The transcript has 2 exons. Bases 11 to 322 code for a protein of 103 amino acids. Lineage: Eukaryota; Viridiplantae; Streptophyta; Magnoliopsida; Poales; Poaceae. The record is from RefSeq and is a predicted model, not a curated record.